UACGCCUUCCGUUGGCUUGAGCUGCUACCAUACCGACGUCAGUGACUGAUUGUAUGCUAGGGUGAAGAUGGCGGAGGCAGCUGCGGCACAACAACACCGCUUUUUCUGUCACUGCUGUAAAGGUGAAAUCGACCCUAAAUUCCCAGAAUUCACUUGCCCCAGGUGUGAGUCCGAUUUCAUUGAGGAGUUGUCAGAAGACUCCAGUCUCUUGGAGAACAGCAGCACUGCAGAGGCCAAUGAUAAUGCAGGCACACUCUUUUCAGAGCUGUGGCAGCUGCUGUUUAUGGAACGCUCUGCUCUCCUCUCGGACCCCUCCGCCUAUGAGUCUGACCCGAGCCAUCUACAGGCUGCCCCAGCCAGUGAUGCAGUGGAGGACGAACUUGAGGGCCCUUCUGUGGGCACAGAGCCUUUGGAGCCUGAACCGGAACGCCCCUCUCGCCCGCCUAGCCAGGGGAGGCGACAGUCCCGCGCGCCAGCAGUGGAGAGUAUUGUGCAGCAGUUUUUGGCUGGCCUGUUUGCCAACAAUGGAAAUCCAGGUGUCGCACCAGCUGCACUGUCUGGCAUGUUCCAUUCAAAUCCAGGGGACUAUGCCUGGGGUCAGGGAGGUCUAGACGCAGUUAUCACAGAAUUGUUAGGUCAGUUUGAGAGCACAGGUCCACCUCCUGCAGAGAAGGAGAUGAUCUCAUCCCUCCCCACAGUCAACAUCUCUCAAGAACAGACAGACACAAGACUGGAGUGUCCAGUAUGUAGGGAGGAGUACACCGUGGGAGAGUCUGUCAAACAGCUGCCCUGCCUCCAUUAUUUCCACAGUGACUGCAUAGUGCCAUGGCUCAAACUGCACGAUACCUGUCCUGUGUGUCGUAAAAGUCUUGACGGCGUCGACCAGAGCAUCCAGCCCCCACCAGAACCCCCAGAGCCCCCCUCCAUCAGGACAGACCCUCAGGGGGAGAGACGGGCUAUUUGAGGUUUAGGUCUCCCUCUCUUGCAUCUCUUCUUCCCUUUUGUUCUUCUGAACGAGGCUCACCUCUCCUCAUGCCUCGUCAUCCAUCGCUCCUUCUUUGACCACACAUUUAUUGAAGAGACAUUUCAAUUCAACUGUGCCUCAUUAUCAAAAUUAUGCUUGCUUCGAAAAAUCACCUCACAAUGCUUUCACCCACAGAUCACUGUACAUUUCCUGGGGAACUUUGAUUGAGGUGAGAAAGAUCCAAUAUGCCUGCAAUAUAACCUCACCUGCAAAUGGUUCCAACUGUUUUCUGACAAAAUGUUAUGGAUUCAAUUUGUCCCUUCGUAGAGGUAUUUCACCUGUUCUGAAUGUCUAUUAAAAACAAAUGAACUGACAUCAUUGAGCCAUAGUUUGGGAAAAUCCUGAAAGGUGAGCUGAACUCACUCUCUUGCAUUGUUGAUCUGGAUAAGAGAAUUUCCCUACUCUGUUCUCUCUGACCUCUUUGGUUGCAUCGCAAUAAUCUCUGCUUUCUCCUGAAGGGUGGUAUAUGGAAACUCCUAGGCCAUGCCUAAACCAGUCCAAAGCUUUUACAUUUGUGGAGAGUCGUGAACGAAUGCAAACUUCGGGAGGAAGGAGAGGUUAUUGGGAAUACAACCACAGGGAGAAUCUCAAUUGCAUACUUGCGUCCUCUCUACUUCUCAAAAUCCAUUGGAGGAGAGGAUCAGAGGGGCGGGAUCUUUGAAACUCUCCCCCGUCUCCCACUUCCUCUUAUUAGUUAAUAAUGUCCACCUCUCUUUAUGUCCCCUAUUAAAGCCUAAUGCUGUGUUCACACUAUCCACCUCCUUCCUGUUACAACAUUAUGCACUUUCCUAAUGCAUUAGUCUUUUACCUCUUUCUAUCAUUUUAUUUUGAAUGAUAAGUACAAGUCACAGCAAAAAAACAAACAUGUUUUUAAUAUUGAAUAUUUAAUAUUGAUUUGCCUAUAUAUGUAUUGGUAUGUACACUGCUCAAAAAAAUAAAAGGGAACACUUAAACACAA
Oncorhynchus tshawytscha (Chinook salmon) is the source of this 1982-nucleotide messenger RNA. Its product is annotated as E3 ubiquitin-protein ligase RNF115. Gene Ontology annotation, molecular function: ubiquitin protein ligase activity. Gene Ontology annotation, biological process: positive regulation of DNA-templated transcription; ubiquitin-dependent protein catabolic process; protein ubiquitination. The transcript has 9 exons. The coding region runs from base 68 to 964 and encodes 298 amino acids. The record is from RefSeq and is a predicted model, not a curated record. NCBI's taxonomy places the organism in Eukaryota, Metazoa, Chordata, Actinopteri, Salmoniformes, Salmonidae. Gene Ontology annotation, cellular component: nucleoplasm; cytoplasm.